This is a messenger RNA of Cicer arietinum (chickpea), 2273 nucleotides long. RefSeq lists its product as uncharacterized. NCBI's taxonomy places the organism in Eukaryota, Viridiplantae, Streptophyta, Magnoliopsida, Fabales, Fabaceae. The record is from RefSeq and is a predicted model, not a curated record.
CACCAAAAUCCUGUGAAUGAUUUGAGUUUUGUUUCUCUUUUUUCGUUUCCUUAUACACUCUGUCAUCUUCUUGCGCCGCACGUCAAAUAUCUCUUUUGCUAUUUAUUUUUGACUUUAUAGUAUUGAUUACCCUUUUUUCCUUUGACUUACCAAUUGCUCAAUCCAUUUUCUUCAUUUCAAUUCACAGUUUCUUCAUUCAAAUUUCAGUUACAACACACAAUUUCUCUAUGCUGUUAACGUCUUCAUGAUCCUUAUCCACUUACUCUGAUCCUUUAUUAUUAUGGAAUUUCCUAAUUCUAUACAAGGUUGGAUUAAGGCUUCUUAUGUUGUCUUUUCAUUCUUCUCUGCUUUCUUCCUCGGUGCCAUCAAAGGUUUGAUUGUGGGUCCUAUUGCUGCUCUUAUACUGAUUAUAGGCAACGUUGGGGUGAUUUUGGGUCUGUUUCCUGCACACGUGGCUUGGACUGUUUACACCCUUUUCAAGAUUCAAAUAUUUGAUGCAGCUUUGAAAGUUGCUAUUUUGAUUGCUUUGCCUGCUUUAUUUGGCUUAUGGUUGGGUUUAGGCAUAGCUGGUAGUGUUCUUGUUGCUGUUGGGUAUGGCUUUUUUACACCUUGGGUUUCAACUUUUGAGGCCUUUAGAUAUGACAAUGAGUCGAAGAAAUUCUUGCACUGUAUUGUGGAUGGAACCUUGGGAACUAUUAAAGGUAGUUGUACUGUGGUUAGGGAUUUUGCUGAUAUGUGUUACCAUUCAUAUCCAAGUUACUUGAAGGAACUACGUGAAUCACAAUUACCUGCUUCAGAUCAGUGUCAGAGACUAAGGUUAAUUCAUGUUCCAGCAUGUAUCAUUGUAGGAAUAAUGGGACUAAUUGUUGAGGUUCCUCUUUUCACUGCAAUUGCUAUAGUAAAAAGUCCCUACCUAUUGUUCAAGGGUUGGUACAGACUUUUGCAUGAUUUAAUUGGCAGAGAAGGUCCAUUCCAUGAAACAGUUUGUGUCCCUAUUGCUGGUUUAACAAUAUUUGUGUGGCCUCUUGUUGUCACUGCCAGCAUUUUGUUGGCUAUUUUCUCUAGCAUUUUUGUUGGACUAUAUGCCUCUAUUAUAGUAUAUCAGGAAAGAUCUUUCCGGAGAGGAUUAGCUUAUAUAAUGGCAAUGGUUGCUGAGUUUGAUGAAUAUACAAAUGAUUGGCUCUAUCUUAGAGAGGGGACAUUCUUUCCAAAGCCCCAAUAUCGAAAGAAAAUGGUUUCUCAAUCAUCAGAGUUUUCAACUCGAGGAAAUAGCGUGGGAGGAAGCAGAUCACAUACUACCAUGGAACCACCUGCAAUGUUUAUGCCAAAUUUAGCUCCUUCAAGAUCAGUUAGAGAGACCAUUCAUGAAGUGAAAAUGGUGCAGAUAUGGGGAAAUAUGAUGAAGUACUGUGAGAUGAGAGGCAAGGAGUUAUUGGAUGGUAAUGUACUCACAUCUGCUGAUCUUUAUGAGUGGUUAAGAGGAAAGAAUAUCAAUGAAGCAGCCAUAGUUGGUGUUGGCUUGCCUUGCUUUGCACUUCUACAGACUCUUCUCUUUUCCAUCAAAGCUAACUCAAGUGGUGUAUUGCUACUUGAUGAUUUUGAGAUAACACAUUUCAACAGACCAAAGGACAAGUUGUUGGAUUGGUUCUUCAAUCCUGUUAUGGUUCUCAAGGAACAAAUAAGGGUCAUUAAGUUGGUAGAAGGUGAAGUGAGAUACUUGGAAAAAGUUGUUCUCUUUGGAAUCAAUAAACAAAGGUUGGAGACUUGGGAUAAUGGUAGUUUAGUGAUUCCUGAUGGUCUUAGAGCUGCUCAAAUUGAGGGAAUUUCAAGAAGGAUGAUUGGAAUGAUAAGAGGUGUAUCAAAGCUUCCAACAUACAGAAGGAAGUUUCGACAGGUUGUUAAGGCAUUAGUCACUCAUACAUUGGAGAAAGAUGCUUCAGAAAAGGCUUUGGUUACACGUUCUCUUGAUAUAGAUGUUUCUGAAAAGGCUUUAGUUACUCAUUAUUUGGAGAAAGAUGUUUCAGGAAGAUCCAGUAGGUCUAUAGUAUCAGUUCCAUCAGAUGACAAUGUUUAAGAUAAACUAUACUAGUUUUCUUCUCUAUUGCUGUUGUUGAUGAAUCUUUGUAAAUUACUUUAGAUUGAUUACUGUAAAAGAACAUAUUCUGAGUGUUGUACAGAUUGAAGAGAUUCUCUUUUAUUUUUUACUUUUUUUUUCUUUUUUAAGUUUUGAGAAUCAAUAUGGCAUCAAAAGUUACUAUAAUAUGUUGUUCAAA